AUGCUAUCACAGCUAUCAAAUAUAAUCCCCUCUUUCAGGCAUUUCUCGAAGCAGCCAGCAGAACGAACGGUCGAGGUUCCACCAGUCGAGACUCAUAACAUAGAAACAGCGCACGAGAAAUCAGCAAGGAGUUUAAAACAUCUACUCAAGCUGAAUCAUGUGAAAUUUUCUGUCUUGUAUCGGGAGUUAAGCUUUUAUAAUCAUAUACCACAUUUCCUUUCGACGGCAUAUUUGCUUGGUGGGGAUGCUGAGCAUUUAAAUCAGCUGUACGAAUCAGAGUCAAAAGAGCUGGAACCUUGGGUUGAUUCUCCGGGAGAGAUCGGAGACGAUGAUUGGAAAGCGUUUCUGGGAAAGAGAGAGUACCAACGCGCAUGGUUGGACUUUUUUGAGGACGAAGUCGUGCGCUGCGGCUAUGACUGGAAGCAAGUAGCCCAAGAGUACCUAUUCGCAGACACAACCCCUUUAAUCAGUUCUGUGGUUUCUGGUUGCUAUGCCUAUGAAAUAGGUAGUCGAGAGGUAGCCAUGGAAGCCUUGUCAAUGGCUGCGUCGUGUUAUGGCGAUAUUCAUCAGUAUUCGGACGACCCAUCUUAUCGCCACUUCACAUCCACUUAUAAGACAGCAUCUGUCUUUGAGGGUAUUGAUAGACUGCAGAACGAUAAAGCGUUUGAUGAUCUCUUCGAAGGGACAUCGGUUGCCAAUUUUGAUACGUUGUUCAAAUCCUGUGAAACUCCGCUUCUUAACCACUGGGCGGCGUGGGACAUUACCAAUGCAACCGAACAAUUCGAGGAUAUUCAGCAACUGGCAACCGCACUAUUAGUAAAUAGUGCAAGACCUCACAAAUCCUCCUUUGUUUAUCUUCUAACCACUACACAUGCCCUCCGCGUCAUUUUCCCAUUGACUCCUGCUCAGUUUCACAUCCCGUUGCUCAAGCAAUGGUGGCUUCUCGCUUUAGCAGUAUACGUAUCUGAGCUUCGGCCUCAAUUCAAUGCCUCCAGCAUAAACGAAAUUAAGACUUAUGACCUCAAAGGGAGAACCUGGGAUUGGGUCAGCCAAAAUGCAUUGCAGGGAAAGAUGUCCGUGGCCGCGAAUUACGUCCAACCCCUUCGCGCGAUGAGGGAAGCUGAAAGGACACAAUUAAAGGGCUCGCUAGUAAAUCUGACAGCGGUAUGGGGUGGCGGAGCGCGGGGCGGAACGGAGACAAGGGGAAAGUCAAACACCGCCAACAGCGGAGCCCUUCAUGUUUGCCGUGUUUGCAUGUGCCUAGCUGCUUUAGAUUUAGUCCGCGCAACAAGCUUAGAUAAUGUGCCCAGGCAGCUCCUUGCUCAACCAAAGAACAAAACCCCGAAGCUCGGUGGAAAUCAUCUUCGCCAUUCACGGUUAAAAGAUCCUAUUCAUACUAUGACGACACAAAACUUAGCGAAACCGCGGCUGUAUGCUGAACUCUUCCCGAAUAUCUCGCAGAUUACCGUCUAUGUGACACUGCUCGAUUAUCACCCUGCACCAAGUUCUACCGGAACCUCUCAAGCAUUUUUCGAAGUUCUACCCUCUCGAGAAACGCUUUCUUUUUCCUAUCGUGGGCAAAAGCAGGUUCUACGUCUUCCAGGCCGCCUCUCGUCCGAGACGCCACUGAAAUUCUCUCUUCCCCCAAAAUUUGCUAAUGAUAAGCGUACCACUACUACACACGAGAAUGAAUUUCAUUUUCGGUUGCAAGUCGAUGUGACCGAUCCACUUACAACACCUUCAGAUAUUUCCAGCCCGCAACCGCCAUGGUCUGCGAAACAUAUGAAUCCAGACACGCGAAUAGGUUGCCGAAACUGCGGAAAUUAUCUUUUGGAGCCACAAAAGCCGGCCCAGAUUAUAUGGAAAGACUUGCCGAGUGCGAAUUGGGCAGAGUUGAUGGAUUUGUGGCACUGCCAUAAGCCAGACUCUCACGAAGAUGAUAAACAGAGGCACGGCGAUGGUGAUGCAUCUGCUAACAUCGGGAGUGUUGCGGCCAAAGGCUAUGGUGCCGGAAACCAUACCGUUUGCCAGGCUGAUACGGUGCUCGUGGACGCGAUGAAUUUCUAUUUGACCGAGACUAACUGCGUUGGAGUAGAGCCAACGGUACGCUAA
This is a messenger RNA of Uncinocarpus reesii 1704, 2112 nucleotides long. RefSeq lists its product as uncharacterized. Lineage: Eukaryota; Fungi; Ascomycota; Eurotiomycetes; Onygenales; Onygenaceae. Gene Ontology annotation, molecular function: oxidoreductase activity. The record is from RefSeq and is a predicted model, not a curated record. Bases 1 to 2112 code for a protein of 703 amino acids. The transcript is spliced from 5 exons.